UCCGGUCCUGUAGCUCUACUGUCUGUCCGACACGAAAUUCGACCAAAGCGUCCACUCCAACUAAAGCUUAGUUGCUCUCUCUCUGUUCACGAUCUCAGAGAGAGAGAGUCUCUUGAUUCCUGUAGCGUUCCAUGACCGUUGCAAUCACUGACAAAAAGAGUAAAGUAGAAAACAAAAGAAUCUCUUAAAAGCAUUUUAUCUAAACGAAAACAAAGCUAGUUCACUUGCAGGGUAAUGGCGAGAGGAGUCGAGCAGCUUAUCUUCUUAAUAUCACUGUUACUUACUCUUCUGGUUUUGUGCAGAGGAAGCACAAUUGGAGUUUGCUAUGGAAGAAAUGCUGAUGACCUCCCAACUCCUGAUAAGGUUGCUCAGUUGGUUCAACAACAUAAAAUUAAAUACUUGAGGAUUUAUGACUCUAGUAUCCAGGUUCUCAAGGCUUUUGCAAACACUGGAGUUGAACUUAUGAUUGGAAUUACAAACUCCGACCUACUACCAUUCUCUCAAUUCCAAUCCAAUGUAGAUACAUGGUUGAAAAACAGUGUCCUUCCUUACUACCCGGCUGCAAGGAUCACAUGCAUAACUGUUGGUGCUGAAGUAACAGAAAGCCCUGGUAAUGCCUCUGCCCUAGUUGUACCUGCCAUGCACAAUGUCCUCAUGGCCCUAAAAAAAGUUGGUCUGCAUAAAAAGAUCAAAGUUUCAAGCACCCAUUCUCUUGGGGUUUUGUCCCGUUCUUUCCCUCCAUCUGCGGGGGCUUUUAAUAGUAGCCAUGCAUUCUUUCUGAAACCCAUGCUGGAAUUCCUCGCUGAAAACCAAUCUCCUUUCAUGAUUGAUAUUUAUCCUUACUAUGCUUAUAGAGAUUCCCCAAAUAAUGUGUCUUUGGAUUAUGCUUUAUUUGAGUCGUCUUCAGAAGUGAUCGAUCCAAACACGGGUUUGCUUUAUACAAACAUGUUUGAUGCUCAGAUUGAUGCCAUUUAUUUUGCCCUGAUGGCUCUGAAUUUCAGAACAAUUAAAGUAAUGGUCACUGAGACAGGCUGGCCAUCCAAAGGGUCAUCAAAGGAGAAAGCUGCAACUCCUGAUAAUGCCCAGAUUUACAACACCAAUUUAAUUCGUCAUGUCAUCAAUAACUCUGGUACUCCUGCAAAGCUUGGGGAGGAACUAGAUGUUUAUAUUUUCUCAUUGUUCAAUGAGAACAGGAAGCCUGGUAUGGAAUCUGAGAGGAACUGGGGAUUAUUUUAUCCAGAUCAAACAAGUGUCUAUAGUCUGGAUUUCUCUGGAAAAGGUGUCCUUGAUGUGCCUGCAAACAAAAGUUUGACCAGUUUUAAUGGCACAACUUGGUGCAUUGCUUCAAAUAAUGCUUCCCAACUUGACUUGCAGAAUGCCUUAGAUUGGGCAUGUGGCUCUGGCGAUGUGGAUUGCUCUGCUAUUCAGCCUAGUCAACCAUGUUUUGAGCCGGACACUCUUGUCUCCCAUGCAUCGUAUGCGUUCAACAGUUACUACCAGCAAAAUGGGGCUUCUGAUGUUGCAUGCAGUUUUGGAGGUACAGGAGUUAAAGUCAACAAGGAUCCAAGAGUGCUAUCCCUGUUUGCUUGGAAGUACUAGUGUUUCUCAGUUUGAAAUAGUAUGAAUUGGCACUGUCAAAUUACCCUUCCUUUUUCGGGGAUUUGAGUUAGCAGGAGCAUUAAAAGGCUUCUUCACAGUGCUUCAAUAUGGCUAUCUUAUUUAUUUUUUGUUAGCCCAGUAAACCUCUACGUUUAACUCAUAACUGCCUUUGGUUUGCAGAACUUAUUAGCAAAUUACAUACCUGUGAUUUAUGUUUGACGGGUUGAUAUUUUCCCGGAUCGUAAAACUUUUCUGCAUCUGUAUGCCUUUGUUGGAUUGUCUGAUUAGACUUCGAUGUUUGUUUUAUCAUCUUUUAGUCAAGAGUCUGGAUGAACCUUGAAACACUCACUUGAAAAACUGACUGUCUAUU
Populus trichocarpa (black cottonwood) is the source of this 1969-nucleotide messenger RNA. Its product is annotated as glucan endo-1,3-beta-glucosidase 13. Lineage: Eukaryota; Viridiplantae; Streptophyta; Magnoliopsida; Malpighiales; Salicaceae. The record is from RefSeq and is a predicted model, not a curated record. Bases 235 to 1599 code for a protein of 454 amino acids. Gene Ontology annotation, cellular component: plasma membrane. Gene Ontology annotation, biological process: carbohydrate metabolic process. Gene Ontology annotation, molecular function: hydrolase activity, hydrolyzing O-glycosyl compounds. The transcript is spliced from 3 exons.